Molecule: messenger RNA, 8905 nt
Organism: Pectinophora gossypiella (pink bollworm)
Lineage: Eukaryota; Metazoa; Arthropoda; Insecta; Lepidoptera; Gelechiidae
Gene: TDRD12
Product: putative ATP-dependent RNA helicase TDRD12
Exons: 3
Coding region: 98-5668 (1856 amino acids)
Biological process (GO): germ-line stem cell division; transposable element silencing
Molecular function (GO): ATP binding; nucleic acid binding
Source: RefSeq, a predicted model, not a curated record
UUCAAAACAAUAAUUAUUUUGCCGCAUUUGCUAAAACAUUCUACGAAUGUGCAUAAAAAUACUGUUCGUUUUCCCUGUAGUUCCUUGAGUCAGAGCUAUGGAGGUGGAUAAGUACAAAGUGGAGGUGGUCCACUUUAUAAAUCCACACUUAAUCUGGAUAGAGGUACCGGACAAAACUUCGGAAAACGACGAUAAUUUCUACUUCGAACAAAUAGGUAUUUACGGCGUUGUACCCCUGGAAAUGACCAUGGAUCUUCUUGAGGAUACUUUGAAGACGAAGAGGUGUAUAGACUGGAUGCCUGCGGCUACUGUUUUGAUGAAGAAAGUCUUCGCCGAGGCUACCGAAAUAUACUUCUGCCCAAUCCAUAUCGAUAAUAGAAGCUCAAUUUUCGACGACAACAUCCACAAGUACGGUGAGAUAAUAAUUAAAAAAGAUAACGGUAAAUAUCGUCUACUGUCUAAAUUGUUGGUUAAGUCUGGGUACGCUCUCUUCAACGAGGAACUAUUCGAAGACGAGCUCAGUUCAGGAAAUAUAAAGACGAAACUAUCUCACUACAAAAUAAAAGACAUUAUCGACCAGUUAGAAAAGAAAUGCCAAAAACAAGCAACUAAGCAAACUAGCGUUUUCCAAACAGCGCAGAGAUUGGAAUCGUCUCUUACAGUCAAAAACCUUAAAGCGCAUAAUAGAAGAACUAAUAGUGACGUUUCAGCCGAACACAUGCUUGAAAGAAAGCUGCGAGACCUUCAACUGUGCAAAGAGAUUGAGACGGACUCUUUGGGACGAGCUUCGAAAAAAGGAGAUUCAGCUAAAGAACAUACGUCUGUUCUACGGAAGAAGCUUGAAUUGCUCAAAAUAACUAGAGGAGAGAAACUUACAACCGACUGCCUUAAGCAAAACAAUGCUGAGAUUGAAAACAGACUCGCAAAAGAUGAUAACCAAACUGAUUCAAAAGAACCCAGAACAAGAGAAUCAGUUGCGAAAUAUUUUACUAAUGGAGCCAACAUAAAAGAUCUCAGUGAAAGACUGCCUAAAGAUGUGUACUUAGAUGUAAACAGAAAGAAGAAAAAUCCAGAAGUCACAGUUAAAAGUGUCGACAGUGUUGAUAGAUUUAAAUGUGAACCACAAAAGUAUGUGACGCCUGAAGUUUGUCAAGAGACAGAAGAUGCAAAUGAUGAAUGGCAUGAGCCUAGAAAAACGAAAAAACCCAAGAAAAAUCAUCAAAAACCAGCCAAAGUACCUGAAUAUAACAUCCAUACAGAGACUAGAGUAAUGUACGGCCCGCCAGAAUGUAACCAAAGCUCGUUACCAAUGAAAAUUGUCCCUAAAGAUGAAUUAUAUGAGAGCUUCGAACUUGAAAAGAAACAGGAAACCCCAGAAGAGUUACCUAUUGAAAAAGGUAAAGAAGAUAUUUACGGCAACGUUGACUCUGAUUGUGAGACAGAAGAAGGAAUUCCUCCAAAAGUAGUAUCGGAAACACAGAGUAAUGUCCCGAUUGAAACACAAAAAAUUGCCGUAGAAAAGCCUUCUUCACCAUCCUCAGUGACAUCCAAGCCUCUAACGAAAGGAGUCACAAAUUCAAUGUUGAAGCGAAAAUUACUUAGAUACCGGGAAAAUUUAUCGAGGACACUAAAUAGCUCUGCAACCUCUGAUACCAGCACAAAAGACUCUAGUACCAGUGUUGAAGAAGUAAAAAAAGAAGUUAAGAAGACUGACACAACUUUCGAUUCAGAUGACGACAACAUGUCCGAAGUUUUGCAGAAAAUGAAGACUGAAUACGCGCCAAUCCAAACUCCACAAAAAGAAACUAUUGUAAGUGUGGCUCAAGCUAAAAGCAACGUAAAUCCUUUUAAAAAUGUUGAUCCAAACAUGUCAGUAUUCGUUGAUAAGUUAGUUACUCCUGUACUGAUGGUUCACUCGAAGAUGAACAAACGUUUUCUUCCUGUUUUCAAAAUUAGGGACAUCCCUUUCAACAGUCACAUUCAGAUGGUCCUUAAAAAUAUGUCCGUUGAUCAACCGAUGAUGUUGCAAACCAUAACUUGGUUUACCAUAUUGCGUGGGUAUAGUACUUUUGUGAUCAGUCCAAGGGGUAGUGGAAAAACUCUCGGCUAUCUCCCCGCUGUGUGCCGCUUGAUAUCAGAUCGCGACUCACAAAUCGACGGCAUAGGGCCUACUUGUAUCAUUGUAUGCGCGACAGCCAAUCUUGUCUCCGAAGUCGCAAGUCAAGCUAAAAACUUUUUGGGUACAAAAGAAGGGGUGCUAGCUUUCUACACAGGAAUGGAUGAGCUCGAAAUGGUGACUGCUCUUUUGAACGGUUGUGACUUGUUGAUCUGUACGCCGUCCAUAUUGGUGCGGUAUUUGCAAAGUGACUUCGGUGUCGAUAUACGGCGCCUAACCACUUUCGUACUCGACGAUUGCGAACGUCUUUCUGAAGUGUACGGUAAUGAGAUCAAAUAUUUCAUGCACAAGAUUAAGGAAAUGCUAAAAACCCGUGUCGUAAAGGAAGUUAAGGUCCAGUAUGUUCUGGCUUCGAGAGUGUGGUGCGAAUUUAUGGAGCCUCUUGCGAAGAAAGCUCCAGACACGGUUAUCUGCAUUGGCGCUUUCCAAGAAUGCGUGUUAUAUUCUCAAGCUAGUACAACAGCUAGUUUCGUCAUUAAAGAGAACAAAAUCAAUGCAGUCAUGAACUUUUUGCAACAGAUUGACGCGUCCAAACGAACAGUGAUCGUUUGCAGGACAGACGAAGAAGUGAGAGAGCUUGAAAAGGCUCUUCUCAAUUCGAGACACGUCGUCUUUGCUUGUGACAGCUCUAUGACCGUUCAGGACUUGUAUAAUCUUCGGGGAUCGUGGGAUGAUUACCAAGAACCACUUAUUGGCCCGAUUCUUUUAUGUUGCGACGGGAAUUUACUGCACAUGAACGUCACAGAUGCACAUUACCUCGUUCAUUAUUCCCUCCCGCAUCUGUUCUCGAUGUUUUGCAAAAGGUUCGCUUGCUUGAAUGAUAAUUACGCGUCGAUUUUCAAAAGGCAAAAUCAGGGGGUAAGGAUAAAAAUUCUUCUAGAAGAAACUAAUGUCGAACAAUUGCCGAAAAUCCUACAUUUUAUUAGGAGAUGUACGACAGAAGUGCCUGAGCUUUUGGACGCGGUUUGCGCGAAAGUUUUAACAGAGAAAGACGAGAUGAAAGCGAAGAAACUGGUGCCAAUAUGCGACAAUCUUAUGGCACUCGGCGAAUGUCCAGAUUUUUGGAACUGCCAGGAACGCCAUGCUAUACUGAAGAAUUACGACGAGCCAAAAGUAUGGGUGCCCACAGACGGUGUUGUAACUUUCAAAAUUCUACAUUAUCACACAGCAACGUUAUAUUCCGCACGGUUGCUAACAAACGUGACGAAUGGCAAAACAGUGAAAUACCCGCAAAACUACAACAUGCUUUCCAUGAAGAUAUCCAUGUACUAUACCCGGGAAUCGAACAGACAACUACACGGGAUACCCCAAGUCGGGGACAUCUGCGCGGUGUCUGUCAGGCAAAAUUUCUUCGUCAGGUGUCAAGUGGUCAAAAUCCUUAGCUAUUACCAGAAAGGGAACCCGAAUUACGUGUUAGUGAAACUUAUUGACGAGGAGAAACUUGAAAGGUCGAGAGACAUAUAUCUUUACCACCUCCCCGAUGAGCUGAAAGAACCAGAAACACAUGUAGUGCAUGUAAGAUUAGCCAACAUUCAACCCAAAGACAAAGACAUAACCUUUUCGGAGUUAGCUGAACAGCAGCUGAAGAAAAUAACAGACGGCGAUGACGAUCUAUACCUAUCUGGACGCGUAGCCAUGACUAUAGGGAAUUGCGUGAUCGUGGAGUCACUAGAAACAUGCAGAGAUCUCACAUCAUUGAAGAAAACUGUCGUCCGACAUGACUUCAGGCAAGAGUUGCUUGAAAGACACGCUAUACCCAAUCCGGAACAUUUAAAAAAACUAGAUCAACUUUGCGCUAAAGGUGGGUUGGUUGUUCGCAAAGAACCUGAGCCUGUGAAAGUGGUUCGAAAGACGAAAAACUUGCCCAAAGAACAGUGGGCGCAUUUAGACAUAGAUGAAAUGCCCGCCAUUCUUUUUGCGUCAGCUGAAAACCCUGGUGACUUCUUCAUUCGUCUUGUUAAAUUUGAAGACUCCUGCAACGUCCUUGUCAAAGACAUUCAAAAGUACGUCGCCCAGAACCCUCAAAAAGUGACGGAAGCUUGCGAAGGCGACCUUGUUCUUGCAAGACUUCCCGAUGAUAACAUGUUCGAACGCGCUAGAGUCGACGCCAUCAUUGACGAUGACAAAGUAAAGUGCUUCUUUGUAGACCAGGGAGAUUGGAGAGAGGUGACCAGAGAUGACCUGUUUCCAAUAACUGAAAAGUUUAUAACUCAACUGCCCUUCCAAGCGAUAGAAUGCCGGUUGAUCGGAGUGAAGCCCGCUGGGAAAAAUUGGACCGAAUUUGCGACUAAUUGGUUUAUAAAUUGCUUCGAAGACAAAUCUGGGGACCUUAAACAGCUAUUCGUUAAAUACUUUACAAAAGAAAAAGCGAGACAUACUGGAGGGCAUAAAUACGGUGUUGCUAUUAUUGACACGAAUUCCGAACAAGACGUAAUUAUCAAUGAUAUGAUCAUGGAAGUCAAUUUGGCUCAGGAGGAAGAGACUGAAAUAGAAUAUUUAAACCAACUUGACUUAAAAACAGCAGCUGCAGCAAGCAAGGAAGACAACGAAGACGAUACUUGGGAAAAGGUAUCGAAAUCCUCUUCGCUGGUUGAGGAUAGUGAUUCUCCUCGGGUACCUUUAGCAGACAUUUUCCCUAAAAAACCUAUCAGAUCAGUCCCGCUAGUGGGCUCAGAUGAAAGCGACACGUCUGACGAAAAAUGGAACAUUAACAUGGCGGAAGACUUCAUGGAGAUGUUCAGACCAGCGAUACAAUCCAGCCGACCAAAUGCUAAAGAAUUUAUCCAAGCUAACCUACCUGCCAUCAAACCUGAGGAAUCCGCCACCAGUUCUGUUGUGAGCUCAUCUUCGAACAAAGAUCAGAUAUCUAGCGACUCUGUUUCUGAAUCUGACUCUUGCGUGCGAAUACAGUCUGCUACGAGCGACAUGCAAAUUAUACCGACGCCGAAAAUAAAAGAAUUGGAUUCUGAUGACUUGACAUCUCCAGAAUCGACCCAGGUUUCCGCAAAGUGUGUUAUUAAACCUGACGCAAAAACAAUUACAGAUUCAGUUAGUAAACCGAAACUUCUUUGGCGACAGAAUAAAGUCAAUGUUAUAUGCAAAAUUCAGCUUAUAGGAAUAGAACAAUACGAAUUGAUUAUCACGGAAAGAAAUCUAAAGUUUGCAGCUACUGUUAAUGAGACUGAUUACGGCUUCGAUUUGGAACUUUACGGUGUAAUAAACCACCAAAAAUCUACCCACACUAAUAAAGGACAGUAUGUGUUAGUGAAUCUAGUAAAAAUUUUGAACAGAAAUUGGUUGACUUUGACCAAAAAUGGUGGUAUUCAGAAAUGGAUAGUUUACGAUAUAGAUUCUAUAGACGUCUCUUCCGAUGAAGAGGAGGUUGUAGAUAAAAUGCCAAUUGAAGCAAUUAGGAACAUGUGUGAUAACGAAUCGGAGAGUGAAGAUGAUGAAUUUGUAGAUGAUGUAAAUUAUUCGUAUUCAAAAACAUAAGUAGCAGCCAAACAAAUCAAAUUUACUCAUGCUUUACCGUUUAUUUUCAAUGCUGGAUUAUCAAAGAACACUUAUUGGAAGUCAAAUACUUUGAUUCUAUCCUAAUCUAUUACUCCGGAACAUGUUCAGAAAGUUCGGUGAAGCGUGUGUGAGUACUUAAUUCAUCUCGCGACAGAUGUACAAUCAAAGAGCAAAAGAGCAGUCACUGAGCCCAGCGAAUUAUUUGUAAACAGUGGUGAAACCAUGAACCAUUCCUUCUCAUAAUUAUAAAAUUUAUGUUUUUGUAGGUGUUUUUGGUCUAUUACAGAAACGACAUGCGACCAUGGUCUUAAGUGCAACCAGUUAAUAUAUUAAUUUGCAAGAAACUGAUUGGACUUUUGCACCUUAUCGUAACUCUGACUACUGUCAUAUCCAUAGCGUUAUCCCGUUUUCACAGGUAACCUGAACUUGAAGGUUUGACAGGGCCGGUUUUUACAGAAGCGACUGCCUGUCUGACCUUCUGACCUGAAGGGAAAACCAGCCUAAUACAGGUUAAGUCACUUAUAUACAUAUAUAAACUCACGCCUAUUUCCCACUAGAGUUAGCAGAGACUAUAGAAUUCCAUUUGCUUCUAUCCUGACACACUUCUCUUACUUCCCCCAUAUUCAUCAAUCGUUUCAUACACGCACGCCGGUUCAGAGUAGAUCGUACUAAACCUUUUCUAAGGACAUCUCCAAUUUGGUCAAUGUACGUCUUUCUAGGUCUUUUAGGUGGGUUAGGUCUAAUACCUCCGAAACUCAUUUCUCGGGGAUGUAGGAACCUCUACUACCCCAGUUCAGAAUACAUGAACUUAUGUUCAUGUAUUCUAUCUACUCAGUCUGUAUCCUCCCAGUGCUAGGUAUAGACCUCUCUUUUAUGCCAUUCUUUCUGUUCUUGUAGCUUCAACUUCUUUUUUCUCUCUUUUAUACACACACACACACACAUACACACACAGCCUCCGUGGUCUAGUGGGCUCUCGAUCUGGAGGUCCGGGUUCGAUUCCCGGUGGGGACAUUGUCGAAAUCUCUUUGUGAGACUGUUUAACAACGUUAGAAAGAAGCAGCUACAUUGUAUGAGAAUGUCAAAUUUUCCUUCAAAUCUGUCUGUCUUGCAAUCUUUGAGGGCUAAUUACUUAGUUUUAUGCCCUUAUUAAGGGUACUUUUUUUGGAUGUUUCUAAAAGCCUAUUAAAUGGAGCAGUUUUUAGAAAUACUUUCAGGGUCCAUGACAAUCUCAUGUGUUUAUUAUUCUUCGGCGAAGUAUUAACAACUGUAACAAUUUUGAUCAAAUUCUCACUUUGACUUCCGAUAACUUUUUUUUUAUCUUUGAUUUGACUUUGAAUUAUCUUUGAUUGAGCGGUACACAGCCUUAGGCAUAGUUGUGAAGUAAAAUAAAAUAAUUAUUAAGAAAGGGAUAGCGACAAAAUGAUUAUUUCUGAAGUAAGGUAGAAAAUCUAGAAAAAGGUACAAAAUGGGUCAUAUCUCCUAAACCGUAAAUAAUUGCUGAACAUACAUGGGGGUGUUUCUGGUAGCUAAUGAGCCCCUCUAUCUAAUUUUUCAUUUUGAACCUGAACUUCUGGGCCACCCUGUAUAUCUAAUUUCUAAUUAGUAAGUAAAUAAAGAAAUGAUUUAUUAUAAAAAUUGAUUCCGUGCUUCGAAAAGCACGUUUGACCGGCGGUUAAGUCUUUGCUCCCGGUUACUACUUACUGAUGUAAGUUAGUAGUCGUUACAUGAGCCAUGUCAGAGGCCUUUGGCGGCUCAAUAGUAACCCUGACACCAGGGUUGAUGAGGUUGGUACUCCACCUCACAACCCACACGAUAGAAGAAGACUGGCGGUCUCAGCUAUUAUUUACUUAAGUACCUAUGUAGUCGUUACAUGAGCCAUGUCAGAAGCGUUAUGGCUCAAUAAUAAAUAAAUAAAUAAUUAUUCUCCGACACCAAGGUGUUGGUGCAUUCGGUCAAAGACCUUACAAUCUAUAAUAGAGAAAAAAUUGUGUAUUUUCUACAUUGUUUUAAGUUUACGCGGUUAUUAUCAUAAUUAAAGCACAUAGGGAGUCUCAUAUCAUUAUUACUAUUUAUUAAGUACACUAGCAGAAUAAGCUGAUGCGUGUACGUCACUGCACUUGGGUUUUUGUUUUUUUAUAAUGUUCGUCAAGUCUAUUCUUAAGUGAGUUCACUGAUAUCCCCAUUUAAACGCGGUAAGAACCCGUUAUUGGUGCUAAUUCCUGUAAAUACCAUCUAAUUUUAUUUUAAGUUAUAUCUGUCAUUUUCUUAUCCGCCGAAAAGGAAAGGGACGGGUAAUCGACAAGCAUAAAAUUUAUGGAACACACGUCAAUUUUAAGCACAAAUCUAAAACAACCGUCUAAAAAUUCGCCCGGGUUAUUCAUUUAUUUACUCAUUCUUCCUAAAAUUAAGAGCUGUCAAUCAUCCGUCCCUUUCCUUUUCGGCGGGUAAGAAAAUGACAGGUAUAACUUAAAGUAAAAUUAAGAGAUGUCUGCAGGAAUCGGGGCCAGUAUGUGCUUUAAUUGUGUAUUUUCUAGUUUAACUAUCUCUGAGCAUUCCUGUUAUUUUUUUUAUUGAUUUGCGUGAUAUUUCCUCAGGUGGUAUUAACCAUAUGGCCGGAAAAACUGUGUAUAAAAAACUGUGUUAGCUCUCUAAGUAAAUAAAUAUAAUAUAAUGGGACCCGUCAUUUUCUGACAGAUGAUUGACAACUGUUAAUUUUAAAAUGACUGAAUAGCCCGGGCGAAUAAAAUAGGCGUCUCGCUUAUACGCAACCCGUUUGACGUAUGCUGUCAGCUUAAUUCUGUCGGGUUAUUGGCCAAAUAUAAAAUUUUGAGUUUUUAAAUUUCUGCCUAAAAUUGACGUGUUCCAUGAAUUUUGUGCCUGUCGAUUACCCGUCCCUUUCUUUUUCAGCGGAUAAGAAAAUGACAGGUGUAACUUAAAAUAAAACUAGAUAGUGUGUACAGUCAUGAGCAAUAUCAUGUACCCACUUUAGAACCCUGUCGCACUAUCAUAUUUGACAUUUAAUGAGACUUACGGUUUAAUUUGUCAAAAAAGUUAAUGUGACAUGGUUUCAAAGUGUAUACAUAUUAGUACUCGUGACCAUACAGGAAUCAGCUCCAUUGGGUUGAUUGCAAAACUCAAAAAUGUUUAUGUUAAUAGACUUCUAAGGAUAACGAUUUGAUAGUUUUUGUUUUUAAAAGUAAACUAUUUAAGAACCUA